CGUGACCCACGUGACCGUCGAGCAUCCAGUGCCGGGUCCUGACUUCCUCGUCUAUCUUCGGUAAUUGCGUUACUUUUCGAGCGUUGCACAGUCCCAUGACUGCUCAACGGAGAAACGGACCAUCGUCAGCAUGAAAAAAACAAUCCAUUGUUUUGUUUUCAGACUUGGUUUGGUGAAAGAAAGAGAAUCCUUCUGGAAGUACAGUUCAAUUUUGCCAUGUUUAUAUGAUUCACAUCAGGACAUAAAAAGUUGUACAGAUUCUACUUUGCUGCCUUCUUUUUUCUUUCAUCUGUGUUAAGCUUGAGUAAAAUGUGACAACUGUUAGGCUGUAAAACUUGUGUAAGGCAACAGGAAAGGUGUGUUUGUACUCACAGCAUGCUGUUGUAGUCUGAUAGUUGGAUGAUGGGGUGAGGAGGAGUCGGCUGCUGUGAGAAUCAGGGGCUAUAAAAGGCUUUUUCUUUGGCCACAGCCAAACAUCCUGAACCACAGCAGAUCCUGCUCCCGUCUGGACCUGAGGACCAAACCCAAACGAAGGCAGCAUGGAUGUAAGCAGUACAUCAAACUCUCAGAUCCCCACACUGCAUGCGGACGCUCUGUGUGGCGGCUGCCCGCCCUCUGGUUCUGCUCCGCAGUCCGGCGGCCUCUGGCCCACUCUGCCGCCGUCCGGAGCCGGGUUCCCCGCGUGGCCCGGUCAGCCCACCCAGCCCGUGCCGUGCUGGACCGGCCAACCAAACACCGCGUGCUGGCCCGCUCCCCAACCGGCUCCGGUUUCAGUUCCCGCUCCUAUUUCAGUUUCCGCACCGACUCAAGUUAUAACGCCACCGGCACCGACCGCAACCUUGGUCCCAGCGCCAGUUCAGGUUCCGACUCCCGCAGUCCAGCAGCCCUGUCAGCCAUGUUGGCCAGCCACGCAGUACCAGCCGUCCCAGCAGCCGGCUCCGAUUCAAACCCAGGUGCCUGCUCCAGCUCCGGGCGCCACCACCAUCCACCCGGGCUUACCCGGCUGGCCUGCUCACCCUGGCUGGCCUUAUAACCCAGGACAGUCAGGAUGGCCCGGACAGAAUCCGUCUAUGAUGGUGCCCCACUGGCUUCCCCCCACAUCUGGACCUAUGAGUGUGCCGUACAACUUAAACCUGGCUCGAGGAGUAUAUGACAAAAUGAUGAUGACAAUCCUGGGUUAUGUCAAAGCCAAUGCCAACAUGUUCACAGUCAACUUCCUGAGAGGCAACGACAUUGCCUUUCACAUCAACCCACGCUUUAACGAGGGGGGCAAGCAGGUGGUCGUCAGGAACCACAAAUUGGGAGAUCGCUGGGGCCCGGAGGAGAGGGACCUUAAGGGACCCUUCCCUUUCGCUCCUGGGAGCCCGUUUGAGAUGAAGAUCCUUUGCACUCCCGAGACGUUCAGGGUGGCGGUGAACAACAUCCCGCUGUUCGAGUUCCGCCACCGCAUCCGAGAGCUGAACCAGAUCGACCGGAUCAACAUCCUGAACGACGUCGUCCUCACCUACGUCAACGUGGAGACGCUUCCUUAGAUUCUUGUGCAACUUUUCACUCCGAAAAAAAGCACGGAUUAUCGGCUAAGUUUAAGAAAUGUGCUUAAAUCUAAACAUUUUUAUUGCAGUUUCCUGAAACAACUGACUAAAGAAAUGGUGAACAACUUAGAUUGUUUUCAGAAUGAGCUUUAACUUAUCUCUUGGGAGGAAAAAAAAAUCUAAUAGCAUUGGCUGUGUUUACUUCUAGGGGUCAGCAUGAACUAAUGGUAGCAUUGCUUUUUAAUGAUUCACAUAUCCAGGUCUUUUUCCAGGUUUUAUGUCGCAAAUAAUACAAACUUG
This is a messenger RNA of Poecilia latipinna (sailfin molly), 1832 nucleotides long. RefSeq names its product galectin-3. Bases 540 to 1532 code for a protein of 330 amino acids. NCBI's taxonomy places the organism in Eukaryota, Metazoa, Chordata, Actinopteri, Cyprinodontiformes, Poeciliidae. Gene Ontology annotation, biological process: macrophage chemotaxis; eosinophil chemotaxis; neutrophil chemotaxis. The transcript has 6 exons. The record is from RefSeq and is a predicted model, not a curated record. Gene Ontology annotation, molecular function: IgE binding; disaccharide binding; laminin binding. Gene Ontology annotation, cellular component: immunological synapse; nucleus; cytoplasm.